Pistacia vera is the source of this 947-nucleotide messenger RNA. RefSeq lists its product as uncharacterized. The coding region runs from base 238 to 741 and encodes 167 amino acids. The record is from RefSeq and is a predicted model, not a curated record. The transcript has 9 exons. NCBI's taxonomy places the organism in Eukaryota, Viridiplantae, Streptophyta, Magnoliopsida, Sapindales, Anacardiaceae.
GUUUGAUGGGUAGUCAGGUCAAGAGGUGUUGGUGCAGGAGCAGCUGGAAUUUAUGGAGCCAUGGGAGCCAAGACUGUUGCACCUAAGCUUAAUAUUCUUGUUAUAGAGAAGGGGAAGCCUCUAUCAAAGGUGAAAGUUUCUGGGGGAGGCAGGUGCAAGUAUUUCUCAUUGCUUUUAUAUACAUUCUCAAAAGUGUAUUGCACUUAAACCAAAAUCUUGCAAAUUUUGGUUGACCCCAUGUUAGUCACACGUUGGGGACUUAAUGGGCCGGUAAUUCUUCGGCUAUCUGCUUGGGGUGCCCGUGAUCUAUUUAGUUCAGGUUACAAAGGAAUACUUAUAGUGGAUUUUAUACCUGAUUUACAUAUAGAAGAUAUGAAGUCAAUUCUUAGUAAACACAAGAAACAGUUUGUGAAGCAAAAUGUGAUCAAUUCAUGUCCUUCAGAAUUCAGCCUUGUGAAAAGAUUCUGGAAAUAUAUAUUGGACCGUGAGGGUUUAUGUGGAAAUACCUUGUGGGCUUCCAUUUCAAACAACUCUUUAAUUUCCAUCGCUCAUCUUCUAAAGCAUUGUACAUUUGAAAUGACUGGGAAGGGUCAAUUCAAGGAUGAGUUCGUCACUGCUGGUGGUGUUCCAUUGUCUGAGGUUUCUUUGAACACAAUGGAAAGCAAAAUACGUUCACAUUUAUUCUUCGCCAGAGAGGUACUAAAUGUCGGCGGUUUUGUAUUUCCAGAAUGCUUGGUCUAGAGGAUACAUCGCGGGAACAAGUAUAGGUAAACUAGCAAGUAAUGCUACUCUUAAUUAAGAGUAGACAAUAGACUUAAUGCGAGUAAUAUUCAAUCUCAAAACCCUCUUGUAGAGCGAUAAAUUUAAAAAAAAAUGCUCUUGGUUUCUCGUAUGUCGGGCUAGUUCUCUUUUCUAUCUAUUGAGGGUAACGUUAUCCUCUUGACAUA